UGCGAUCGAGAUCGAUAUACGGCUAAGUUUUUUCGCUCGGCCAAUUACGUCAAUGCAUUUGACGAGAGACGCAGGUAGCAACAACAACGACAACAACAAAAAACAUUUUAAAAAAAUUUUUUAAAAAGCACAGAAAAUAGGUAAGCGCUAAUAAAAAUAGUGAAGGAUAAUGACCAGUUGCAUUCUCGCACUCUCGCCAGCUCGGCGAUUGCCCCUCCCCGGAACGCCCGAUCAAUUUGCCCCACUGACCGAAAUUGUGGAUCCGAAGCUCGGAAAGCUCACAAGACCUCUCAAAGACCAGAGCUAACAGUGAAUGGCAGAGUGACCAGGGCGUCGAAAGAAUUGCCUUUACGGGCAUUCGCAGCGAGGUCACACUGUGCCCAACUGAAUCCAAUCCGAAUCCCCAUCUUCGCAUCCGCAUCUGCAUCUGCAUUCCGCCGCCGAGGACGAGCACCCAGUGGCCAAUCCGCCGACCAUGUCGCCCAAGUACACACAUGCGAUUGUGGCCAGAAUCUCGGAUGCCCUGCUGGAGAACGGAAAGUUCGACGUACAGCUGGCCAAGCAGCAGCACGAGCAGUACUGCACCCUCCUGAGGACCAUUGGUCUCGAUGUGAUCGAGCUGCCGCCGGAUGACCAGCUGCCCGAGGGCGUAUUUGUCGAGAACAGUGCGGUGAUCUGUAACGGAGUGGCCCUGAUCGGAAGAUCGGAGCAUCCCAAGCGGCAACUCGAGGCCGAGAGCAUGGCCAUUAUUCUCAAAAAGGAGCUGGACAUUCCGGUCAUCGAGAUCGAGGAUCCGAACGCUCAGCUCGAUGGUGGCGAUGUGCUUUUCACGGGUCGCGAAUUCUUCGUUGGCAUCUCCAGUUUCACCAAUGAGGAGGGAGCCCGGGCGGUGGCCAUGGCCUAUCCCGAAUAUCCAGUGACGCCGAUUCGGGUCAACGGCACCAAGAGGCUGAAGUACUAUGUGACCAUGGCGGGGCCGGAAGUGCUGUGUGUGAGCAGUAGCCCCACCUGCCAGGAGAUCGUCAAGCGGAUGGAGCGCGAGGCCAUCUGCACCUACCAGAAGUUGACUCUGCCCGAGGAGAGUGCGGCCAAUAUGCUGUACAUCAAUGGAACGAUCGUGCACAGAUCCCCAACGGAAAUUCCAGAAGCCUACAAGACUUUAAAAGAGAAAAUCGACAUUCCAACACGCAACAUAAAUAUUAGUGAAUUUAGCCAAUAUUCCAGUGGUCUGACCUCGUCGUGUUUGUUGCUGCGACGCUGGAAGUCCAUACGGAGCUUGUGAAUCUCUCUGGGAGCCGAGAGGUUCAACCGACCGGAGUGAGAAGCAUUGCCAUGAGAAACAUGCACAACAGGCCCAAGGAGCAGGAUACUGCAUGCAUUCCCUGCUCUGUCCAGGCAUCAGCAAAAUUGUAUUAUCUUAUUAUAGUUUAUACACACCAUCUCUUGUUAUUGUUACACAAUUAAGAUUAAACCUUUGACGCUAAUCAAACUGAUUGUCGCUGAGGCGUCGCUGCUGUUACUUUCCAGCUCAUUGUUAUUUUAUAGGUUGUGUAAUUCAAUCAGAGUUGGAAAGUAUCAUCGCCGUCGACGUCCAGAUAGAUGAUCGCCAUUCCUCCUCCACUCACAAUCCAUGACGAUGUUGAACGGAUAUCAUUGUAUUAAUAUGGUAAAAUUACUAUUAUGAAUUGUAUCUACUUUACAAGUAGUUUGUUGAAUGUGUUCACUGUCUGUCCUCGAAAUAAAUGCAACAUUUGUAAUCUCUUCUUAAAAAAAAAAUCUU
This is a messenger RNA of Drosophila melanogaster (fruit fly), 1780 nucleotides long. RefSeq lists its product as uncharacterized. The transcript has 6 exons. The coding region runs from base 476 to 1282 and encodes 268 amino acids. NCBI's taxonomy places the organism in Eukaryota, Metazoa, Arthropoda, Insecta, Diptera, Drosophilidae. The record is from RefSeq and is marked reviewed.